AUGACAGAAUUCCACUGACGAAGCCAGACUUCCUCGGUGAGAGCAAUCUUCAGAAGGCUGUCCUUAGGGCAGAAUUAAACCAGUGAGAGCCCCUGGGUGUUCCACUUCUUUCUGGUGGCCCUCUCUUUCCACGUCGCAGAGCACUGAAGAAAUAUGGAAGGGGCCAACCUGAGCCGAGGGACUGAGUUUGAGCUUUUGGGGCUCACCAGGGACCCCUGGCUCCAGAAGCUGCUCUUCGUGGUGUUCCUGGGCAUGUACACUAUCACACUGCUGGGAAAUCUAAUCAUGUUUCUUCUGAUCCAUGUAAGUGCCACGCUGCACACACCCAUGUACUCCCUCCUGAAGAGCCUCUCCUUCUUGGAUUUCUGCUACUCCUCCACAGUUGUCCCCCAGACUCUGGUGAACUUCUUGGCCAAGAGGAAGGUGAUCACCUAUCUAGGCUGCGUGGUUCAGAUGUUUUUCUAUGCGGGUUUUGCCACCAGUGAAUGUUACCUCAUUGCUGCCAUGGCCUAUGACCGCUAUGCGGCUGUCUGUAACCCCCUGCUCUACCCAAUUGCCAUGUCUCCUACGGUCUGUGCCUCUCUGAUUGUGGGAUCCUAUGGUGCAGGAUUUCUUAAUUCUCUGAUCCACACAAGCUGUAUCUUUAGUCUGAAAUUAUGUGGUACUCACGUGGUCACUCACUUCUUCUGUGAUGGACCACCCAUCCUGUCUCUGUCUUGUGUGGACACCUCACUGUGUGAAAUCUUGCUCUUCAUUUUUGCUGGUUUCAACCUUUUGAGCUGUACCCUCACCAUCUUGGUCUCCUACCUCUUAAUUCUCAUCACCAUCCUGAGAAUGAACUCAGCCCAGGGCAGGUUCAAGGCCUUUUCCACCUGUGCUUCUCACUUCACUGCUGUGUGCCUCUUCUAUGGCACAACACUUUUCAUGUACCUGCGCCCCAGAUCCAGCUACUCCCUGACCCAAGACCGCACAGUUGCUGUGGUCUACACAGUGGUGAUCCCACUGCUCAACCCCCUUAUCUACUCUUUGAGAAACAAGGAUGUGAAAGAAGCUUUAAGAAAGGUUUGGGAAAGAAAAAUAAUGGAAUGAUCUUCUCAAUUCAUCACCAUAUAUCUUGAGAAAGCUGAGGGAACUUUAUCCCAUGUUCAGCUCUGUUUAUAGGAGGCACUCUCUGGUUUUCAGGGGCUUCUGCAUCUACUGCCACAGAAAGAACUGAUUGUGUCAUAGAGACUAAAAAGAAGUAAGGAAUGUCUGCUAGUUGCAUA
This is a messenger RNA of Odocoileus virginianus texanus, 1265 nucleotides long. It is a transcript of the gene OR5AU1, whose product is annotated as olfactory receptor family 5 subfamily AU member 1. Gene Ontology annotation, cellular component: membrane. Gene Ontology annotation, biological process: sensory perception of smell; G protein-coupled receptor signaling pathway. The record is from RefSeq and is a predicted model, not a curated record. Gene Ontology annotation, molecular function: odorant binding; olfactory receptor activity; G protein-coupled receptor activity. NCBI's taxonomy places the organism in Eukaryota, Metazoa, Chordata, Mammalia, Artiodactyla, Cervidae.